UGAGAUGAAGAAUCAGACUGCUGAUGGAAACUGGACACCCCACACUAAAGAAGAACUGGAUAAAGAGAUGAAUAGACAAAAGCAAUUGGCGGAGCGAGAAAAAGAAGCUGUGGAAGAACUGAAGAAAAUUCACAGCAACGUUACAUCUGGUGGUUUGAGAAAGCAAGUUUCUGCGGACGAAGAUUCUUCAAAAACGAAGGACUUUGUUUCAAAGCCUUCUCUUCCUCCCCAUGUCGAAAAAAACCGUUCUGGCGAUGAAGACCCGAACAUAACUGCAGAAAGGAAUCUUGCAGAACACGCCUCUGUUGUAAAGAGUGGACUUUUUAAAGAAGAGAGAAAAAAGCAGAAAUCAACAAGCAGCAAUACUUCGACAACUUACGCCGAUGCGUCUACAGGAGAAACACAAGGGUUGGAAAAGAAUCUUUCUGAGAACUUAGCACAAGACCGAGCUGCAACUUCACGAGAAGCCGGAAAGUAUUCUAGUCGAAAGACGCUUUGGAGGUUCUUAUGCUGCGCUGUCGUGGAAGAGAGUAAAUAGAGAUUUCUCUCAAAGCCUACUUUAGUUUACGGAUAGGUUUUAUAAAUUGAUAUAAAUUGUUCUGAUGAAAUAGUUUCCUCUUAACUGGAAUACAUGUUCCUAUUCUGUAGCAAAGUUGUUUUUAAAGUAGCUUCAAACAGGAAGCUUGGUUUGCUACGGAGUUGCUCCUUUCCUAGAGACAAGUCACAUAUGUUCUACGUAGUAAAGAUGCGCUUUGUCUCGACCUCAAACUUUAACGUUUCCAGUUAAAGGCUGUUUAUAAUCAAAGGGUAAUCCUGAUAUCAACUUACUGUCACGUUGGAGCAGGAGUACAUUUGUGUCCAUAUAUUGUUCAAACGAAACGCUGGCAGAAAUAUUCUCCAAAGUGAAAUAGACAUAACGCCUUUGCCAUAAACAAUAAAAUUUGAAA
Messenger RNA from Galdieria sulphuraria, 947 nucleotides. RefSeq lists its product as hypothetical. The record is from RefSeq and is a predicted model, not a curated record. The transcript is spliced from 2 exons. NCBI's taxonomy places the organism in Eukaryota, Rhodophyta, Bangiophyceae, Galdieriales, Galdieriaceae. The coding region runs from base 5 to 538 and encodes 177 amino acids.